This is a messenger RNA of Malania oleifera, 3989 nucleotides long. RefSeq names its product pentatricopeptide repeat-containing protein At1g52620. Bases 513 to 2990 code for a protein of 825 amino acids. NCBI's taxonomy places the organism in Eukaryota, Viridiplantae, Streptophyta, Magnoliopsida, Santalales, Ximeniaceae. The transcript has 5 exons. Gene Ontology annotation, molecular function: protein binding. The record is from RefSeq and is a predicted model, not a curated record.
UGGAAACCAUAUACAAAGUGAGAAAGAAGUUUUUAGAUGACACUGGACUAAAAAGUGAGCAAUGGAUGACUUUUGCAUUACAACUUACCAGCAUCUUAACCUUUGAGGGUUCAUAUGACUGCAAUCCUUCCAGCUCCAUGCUCCCCAAAAUUAUUUAUUUGACACCAAUUAACUUUUGUUUCAUGGGAAAUGAGUUUGAAUUUCUUAGAACUUAGAACACCAGAAGGGGAUGGAUGCUACACGAUAUUUCAUGGCGUGAAGUUAAUUUAUGAUUGUGAACAGUAUAAAUCAAGAACAGUAGGCGUUUAUCGAAAACAAGUCGACACAAAUGCAGCAGUUCCUUGACAAUGGUGUUGGGUUCUGCAAAAUUUUAUGGCGUUCCAGUAAUGGCGGUAUUUGUGCAUUACAGCCAAGUGGCGUGACAAGUCCCGUCUCUAAUAACCUAGCUGCUGCUAUUGCGAUGGUUCCCGCUUCCUCCCCAUGACGGCCGUCUCAUUCACUCUCUCCCUCUAAUGUCUAAAACCCUUCUCUCUCUCAUCAGACCUCUUCACAACCCAAAACCCAAAUCUUCCUCAACACCCCCGGUCAAAGCUCACAUCAACAAACUCCUCUUUGACGUUUUCGAAAUCCUCAAGACCCACAACCAAUGGGAAGAAUCCCUUGAAACCCGUCUAUCCGAAGACGAUGUUAUCGUGUCAGACAUUGCCCAUCAUGUGUUCGAUCGAGUUCAUGAUGUCGAAUUAGGCCUAAAGUUCUUUGAUUGGGUCUGCCGACGACCGUAUGGGUGUUCUCUGGAUGCAUAUGCCUAUUCUGCGCUCUUGAAGCUCUUGGCACGGGCGAGAGUGUUUUCGGAGAUCGAAAAUGUGUUGGGUAGUAUGGAUUCUGAGGAAAUUUUGCCAACCAGCGAAGCAAUAGGGACUGUAAUUCGAGCAUUUUCAGAUUGUGGGUUGGUUGAUAAAGCUGUCGGAUUGUACUCAUUUGUGAUAAAUAGACUCAAUUGUGUCCCUGAUGCUUUUGCUUGUAAUUCCUUGCUUGAUGCACUUGUGAAGUGUGGGAAGAUUGAGUUUGCACGCCAGGUUUAUGCAGAAAUGAUUGAGAAAGGUCAUGAGGAGAAUACUAGUGCGGAUAAUUACAGUAUUUGUAUAAUUUUGAGGGGCUUGUGCAAGGAAGGGAGAGUUGAAGAGGGCAGGAAGUUGAUUGAGGAUAGGUGGGGAGAAGGUUGCAUACCCAAUGUCGUUUUCUAUAAUACACUUAUUGAUGGAUAUUGCAAGAAAGGUGACGCUCAAAAGGCUUAUGAGCUUUUCAGAGAGUUGAAACUGAAUGGGUUUUUGCCAACACUGGAAACUUACGGGGCUGUACUAAAUGGGUUUUGCAAGGAAGGGAAUUUUCAGGCAAUUGAUAAGCUUUUGAUGGAAAUGAAGGAGUGGGGAUUGACCAUUAAUGUGCAAGUUUAUAACAAUAUUAUUGAUGCUCAAUAUAAGCAUGGUUGCAAGGUUGAAGCAGUGGAGACAAUUAGAAAGAUGAUUGAAAGUGGUUGUGAGCCAGAUAUUGUUACAUAUAAUACUCUAAUUUCUGGGUCAUGCAGGAAUAGUAACGUUCAGGAAGCUGAUCAAAUUUUAGAGCAGGCAAUAAAGAGGGGACUGAUGCCGAAUAAAUUUAGUUAUACUCCUCUCAUUCAUUUUUAUUGCAAACUAGGGGAAGUUGUUAAGGCAUCAAAUUUGCUCAUUGAGAUGACAAAAAGAGGUCCUAAACCGGAUAUGAUUACUUAUGGAGCUCUAGUCCAUGGACUUGUUGUAGCAGGGGAGGUUGAUGUUGCAUUGACAGUUCAUGAUAAAUCGAUGGAAAGGGGAGUGUUGCCUGAUGCUACUAUGUAUAAUGUUCUGUUGAAUGGGCUUUGCAAGAAAGGGAGGCUUGCUGCUGCCAAGCUGCUGCUUGCUGAAAUGCUUGAUCAAAAUGUACAACCGGAUGCAUUUAUAUACACCACUUUAGUUGAUGGGUUAAUCAGAAAUGGUAAACUUGACGAAGCAAAAAUUCUUUUCGAGCUUACAGUUGAGAAGGGUACGCAUCUCAGCAUUGUUGGUUACAAUGCUAUGGUUAAGGGCUACUGCAAAUUUGGAAUGAUGAAGAAUGCUCUAUCAUGUGUUAGUGCAAUGAUAAAAUUGCACCUUGUUCCAGAUGAAUUCACUUAUUCCACAAUUAUUGAUGGGUAUAUUAAGCAGCAUGAUUUGGACAGUGCACUGAGAAUGUUCAAAGACAUGGUGAAACAGGAGUGCAAUCCAAAUGUGGUGACAUAUACCUCUUUGAUUAAUGGGUUCUGCCGCAAGGGAGAUUCAAAAAGUGCUGAGAAAAUUUUCAGGGAGAUGCAAUUGUAUAAUUUGGUGCCUAAUGUAGUUACAUACAGCAUACUUAUUGGUAGCUUUUGUAAGGAGGGUAAACUUGCUAAAGCAGCAUCCUUAUUUGAAGAAAUGUUGAUAAAUAAUUGCAUUCCUAACGAUGUAACCUUCCAUUAUUUGGUUAAUGGGUUCGCAAACAAUGCACCUAAUGCAAUUUCUAAUAAAGGAAAUGGAUCUCAAGAGCAUGAGAGGUGUAUCUUUCUUGAUUUUUUUGCAAGGAUGAUAUCAGAUGGAUGGGAACCUAGGUCUGCAGCUUAUAAUUCUAUCCUUAUUUGCCUUUGCAAUUAUCAUAUGUUCAAAACUGCUUUGCAGUUGAGUGACAAGAUGAUGAGUAAGGGCUUUUCUCUGGAUUCUGUUUCUUUUGCUGCCCUGCUUCAUGGUGUUUGCUUGGAAGGAAGAUCGGAGGAGUGGAAGGAUAUCAUAUCCUGCAAUUUGAAGGAGUGGGAGCUCCAAAUUGCUGUCCAGUAUUCAUUGGCAUUAGACCAAUACCUGCCUCGAGGAAUGACCUCAAAGGCUUCUCUGAUUUUGCAGACCUUGGUUGAAGAAAACAAGUUUCAACACUUAAAAGUUGACAAUUUCAAAGUCUCAGUGAGUUAAAGUUUUGGGGAAACUGAAAUACGUCUUUGGCAGGUCUGAGCAACCAUGGGCAGGCACAUUCUCUAUGAAACCCAUUGUUGGAAACUAGUAUUGUAUUGUGUAUUUGGGAUUCUGAGAAUGCUUGCUAUUGACUUGGUCCAUGGAGCUCUACCUUCUUCUAGUGAUCUGUGAAAGCAAAUCUAUGAUGCAGGUUGGCCUUUGAGGAUCUAUACCAGUUGCCAUGAGAUGAGCAGGCAGUUUGAAGUUGUUCAAAUACACAUGAAUCAAUCUGUUACAGUAGCAGUAACGCAUCAUUAAAUUGAACUUAUAAAUGAUUAGCAAGGGUGGAAGCAUGCAAUGGAUGCCUUGAACACUCAAGGAAUGCUAGACUUCGCGGAUCUUCCUCCUAGUAAGGAGUUGGUUAGGUGUCGUUGGGUCUAUGCCUUCAAAUAUCUUCUUAAUGACUCGUUGAAGGGCUUAAGACUUGAUUGAUCUGCCAAGGGGUACACUUAAAGUCUCAAACAUAAGGGCAUGAAACAGCUUCGGAAGCAUUUUUGAAUGUGGGAGGUGAGCAGAGUGGAAGAACAAGGGCUCUUUGAACAGAAACCUACCACUUUUAUAUCAGUGGUUGUAUCUUUGCACAGCUUACUAUUCUUGCUCGAGUAGAUCAAUCUAUAAGGCCUCCUUCAGGCAGCACCAUGGCCCCACAACCCUUCAGUCACUGCAACAAAUAGAUUGCCAGGUAUGGUGGGUUCAACUACAGAAGCUUAAGCUGAAGGUUUGCAACAUACUCGUGUUUGCAAGGGCUUAUAUGAUGUUGUAAUGCCACUUUUGCAUAAAAAAGCUGCUGUUUUUGUGAUGCUUCUGUAGUGUAGUGUUGCCAAAUUCGUAGGUGAUACCUAGGUUUGGAAAUUUAUGUAUUUUUUUUUUCCUUUUCCUUCAUUAGGCAUGUUUUUGUGAUGCUUCUCUGGUGAUCUUGGUGCCAAAUUCAUUGCUGAUAUCAAUGUUUCGAAAUUCCAU